AACAAAAACAAAACAAAAAGAACUUCAAUCUCUUCUCUUAAACUCGUCAAAAGAAAAUGUCGAACACUCAGCAAAUCUUCAGCGCUGGAAAGGCCCGCGGUGAGGGUCAGGCUAAGGCAGAUCAGGUGAUGCAGCCUGCAAGUGAUAAGGCGUCUGAUGCUGCACAGAGCGCGAGGGAGAGCCAUGAGCAGGCUGCUGGCUUCCUUCAGCAGACCGGAGAGCAAGUAAUGAACAUGGCACACCACGCCACAGAUGCAGUGAAGAAUGCCGUCGGAAUGGACAGCAACACCACCACCGCCAGCUCCGGGGCCACCACCACCCGCACCACCACCACCACCACCAAGCGUAACUGAAUUACUUUCAGAUCAUAGAAAUUACCUACUGAUGGGUAAUUAUGCAAUUGGAUUUUGUUUUGGGGGUCUAAAAUAAAUAGUUGUGUCGUGAGUGAGGCUCGAUGUGGUUGUUUCCGAGUCCUGUUGUUGUUAUUGAUUCAUUGUUGUUUUCUGGCUUCUGUCAAAGAAUCCUGUUGACAUAAAAAAAAUACAAGGUUUAUCUCUUGUUUUAGUUACAAAAUUGUUCUAAUUCUUGAA
Messenger RNA from Asparagus officinalis (garden asparagus), 590 nucleotides. Its product is annotated as late embryogenesis abundant protein 7-like. The record is from RefSeq and is a predicted model, not a curated record. Lineage: Eukaryota; Viridiplantae; Streptophyta; Magnoliopsida; Asparagales; Asparagaceae. Bases 57 to 353 code for a protein of 98 amino acids. The transcript is spliced from 3 exons.